Messenger RNA from Exserohilum turcica Et28A, 384 nucleotides. RefSeq lists its product as uncharacterized. The record is from RefSeq and is a predicted model, not a curated record. The transcript has a single exon. Bases 1 to 384 code for a protein of 127 amino acids. NCBI's taxonomy places the organism in Eukaryota, Fungi, Ascomycota, Dothideomycetes, Pleosporales, Pleosporaceae.
AUGUCUCACCAGGCUUACAACGCGCUCAUUCGAACGCAUCACAUUACGUCGCGCAAAAAAGUAGCCAAGCUCAAGGCGGCCGCGUCCAAUUGUCAUGUUUACGCUCUGCUGCGCAGUGGUGGCUGCCCUGGCAUCAUGUACUGUCAAGGCUCGGAGUCCGGAGUAAAAGAAUGGGUAGCCAAUGUUCAGAGGCUGCGCUACAAGGAUUUCCAACUUGUGAAGAAACCUGCCGCAAAAGAGGUUGAGGGGAAAGAACUGGAGAAUGAUGUCACAUAUGGGAAGCUAGAGGUGCUGGAUAGCGUCAAAGAUUUUGGAGCGAGGAUGGAGAUUAUGGGGGUGUGGGGGUGGUGGAGGAAAGGCAUGGGUUAUGUGGGCAACGACUAG